UUGGCCCCCCCCCCCCCGCAUCCCUCUGCGAUGCACCCAGACUUCCAGAAGCUUUUCCGAUGUCCGGUGCAGAAUUUGCUGCAGGAUGGAUUUCUGGGGCAGCAGGGCUGGUUCUGGGGCACCCAAUCGACACGGUGAAGGUGCGGUUACAGACACAGGCCAGAUACCGGAACGCUUUGGACUGUGUGGUCAGGACAUACCAUGAGGAAACGAUCCUUGGCUUCUUCAAAGGCAUGAGCUUCCCGCUGCUCAGCGUGGCCAUGGUGAACUCUGUUGCGUUUGGGGCCUACAGCAACGGCCUGCUCUACCUGUCCGACACCCACCACCGCGAUCGCAGCGCCAACCCCCCCAGCUACAGCCAAGUCUACGCGGCUGGAUGUUUCUCAGGACUGGUGCAGGCUGUGGUCCUGGCCCCCGUGGAUCUCGUCAAAGUCCGGCUGCAGAACCAGACCCAUCCGUACGGACGCAGAGACCAGCCAGGGGGGGCCCAGCCACAAUACAGGGGUCCUCUGCACUGUGCUGCCAGCUUACUGCGGGAGGAAGGCCCCCGUGGCCUGUUCCGUGGGGUAGCGGCUCUGGUGCUUCGCGACACCCCCACCAUGGGCAUGUACUUCCUGACUUACACAGUGUUCUGCAGGGCGUUGACCGCAGAAGCACAGGAGCCAGGCUCUGCCACAGUUCUGCUUGCUGGUGGCUGCGCCGGGAUGGUUUCGUGGGCUUUGGCGACCCCGAUGGAUGUGGUGAAGGCCCGUUUGCAAAUGGACGGGGUGAAGCAAGUGGCGUAUCGGGGCGUCCUGGACUGCAUCCUCACCAGUGUCCGGCAGGAGGGCCCGCGGGUGUUCCUAAAAGGGCUGGCCCUGAACAGCAUCCGUGCUUUCCCAGUCAACGCCAUCACCUUCCUGAGCUACGAGACUCUCCUGAAGGUUCUCUGCUGAACCCCCAUUGCAUCCUCAGGAGGGGCUGGGGUUGUUGCCCUUCCUCAUUUUAUGCAAGGCUU
Messenger RNA from Lacerta agilis (Sand lizard), 997 nucleotides. It is a transcript of the gene SLC25A45, whose product is annotated as solute carrier family 25 member 45. Gene Ontology annotation, cellular component: mitochondrion. The record is from RefSeq and is a predicted model, not a curated record. Gene Ontology annotation, biological process: transmembrane transport. The transcript is spliced from 6 exons. Gene Ontology annotation, molecular function: transmembrane transporter activity. The coding region runs from base 60 to 935 and encodes 291 amino acids. NCBI's taxonomy places the organism in Eukaryota, Metazoa, Chordata, Lepidosauria, Squamata, Lacertidae.